Zychaea mexicana is the source of this 1755-nucleotide messenger RNA. RefSeq lists its product as uncharacterized. The transcript has 4 exons. Gene Ontology annotation, molecular function: aminomethyltransferase activity; protein binding. Gene Ontology annotation, biological process: glycine catabolic process. Bases 278 to 1501 code for a protein of 407 amino acids. Lineage: Eukaryota; Fungi; Mucoromycota; Mucoromycetes; Mucorales; Lichtheimiaceae. The record is from RefSeq and is a predicted model, not a curated record. Gene Ontology annotation, cellular component: mitochondrion.
GUGGGUGUGUGGGUGUCUCUGCAGCCAUCGAAAUUGGAACCCCACCUGCUUCUUUCCUAUUGCCUCCGGUACGUCUUCUUUCUAAAAGAGGUCAGAAGAGCUUCCACCGAGUCAACACGGUAAACCUAUCGCAAAAGAGUUCUCUUAGACAAGGUUCCAACAAAAUAUAAAAUAAAGAGAGCGAGAGAGAAAAAAAAACUUUUUCUUUCCUUUGUUCGUUUUUUCCUUUUUCCCCCACCCCCUCACCUCUACACACCUCUACACAUACCACAACGCAAUGCUCUCGAGAUUCCAAACUCGUGCUUCCACAUCGCUUGCUUCCAUGGCAACCCGUCCUGCAAGCAAGCGUUUCUACGCUGCUGCUGCCGCUGCCGGUGAAGAAAAGCUCAAGAAGACUGCAUUGUAUGAUUACCACGUGCAACAGGGCGGCAAGAUGGUCCCAUUUGCUGGUUACUAUAUGCCUGUCCAAUACAAGAACAUGGGCAUGUUGGCCUCACACUUGCAUACCCGUGAAAAGGCCUCCAUCUUUGACGUCUCUCACAUGCUCCAGACUCGCGUUGUUGGUAACGACCGCAAAAAGUUCUUUGAAACGCUGGUUGUGGCUGAUCUGCACGAGAUGCCCGUGGGUCAAGGCUCCUUGUCUGUCUUUACGAACGAGCAGGGUGGUAUCAUUGAUGACACCAUCAUCAUGCAACAAGACAAGUGUCUGUACGUUGUGUCGAAUGCCGCAUGUGCUGACAAGGACUUGGCCCAUAUCCGCAAGCAUCUUGCUGACUUUCAAAACAAGGGUGGUGAUGUGGAUCUUCAAAUCAUUGACGAUCACUCGUUGAUUGCUAUCCAGGGCCCUAGCGCUGCUGCUGCUUUGGAACAGUUGGUCGGUAAGAGCCUGAAUGAUUUCGGCUUCAUGAACGGCCGCUUCAUGGAUGUCGCUGGUAUUCCUUGCCACAUUGCUCGUUCCGGCUAUACUGGUGAAGAUGGUUUUGAGCUGUCCAUCCCUACCUCAGAAGCUGUUUCCAUUACCCAAAAGUUGAUGGCCAACCCCGACGUUGAAUUGGCCGGUCUUGGUGCCCGUGACAGUCUGCGUCUUGAAGCUGGUUUGUGUCUCUACGGCAACGAUUUGGAUCACACCACAACUCCCAUUGAAGCCGGUUUGACCUGGACGAUCCCCAAGUCGCGUCGUGAGACCGGUGGUUUCUUGGGCGCCGAAAAGAUCCUUUCGCAGAUCAAGGAUAAGAAGAGUAUCCAGCGCCGUCGUGUUGGCUUGAUCGUCAAUGGUGCUCCUGCCCGUGAGGGUGCUGAGAUUCUGGACAAGGAAGGUCAGGUCAUUGGUAAGAUCACCUCGGGCUGCCCCUCGCCUUGCUUGAAGAAGAACAUUGCCAUGGGCUAUGUCAAGAGCGGUCAGCACAAGCGUGGCACUGAAUUGAGCGUCAAGGUCCGAAACAAGAUCCAGGAUGCCGUCAUCACCAAGAUGCCUUUUGUCGAGGCUAACUACCACAAAUAAGUUACUGCCAUCACAACUUUUUCGCAACACAUCAUCCUCUUCAUCAUUCUCAAUCAUAUACGCUACCCCUUCGUUCUUUUCCCACUACUUGUCAUGUAUAAAAUUCCUGUUGAUUUUUCUUUUUUAAUGUCAUAUACAUAAACAAAUGUUCUGUGCUUGCUUCGUCACGACUUGUGACAAGUCCAUAAUACAAUUGCUUUACACGUCACUUGGUAUACAAUCAAGCAGAAAUUACAAGCGAUAAAAAGAAUGGU